Haplochromis burtoni (Burton's mouthbrooder) is the source of this 1112-nucleotide messenger RNA. It is a transcript of the gene rec114, whose product is annotated as REC114 meiotic recombination protein. The transcript is spliced from 6 exons. NCBI's taxonomy places the organism in Eukaryota, Metazoa, Chordata, Actinopteri, Cichliformes, Cichlidae. The record is from RefSeq and is a predicted model, not a curated record. Bases 211 to 882 code for a protein of 223 amino acids.
AAAGUAAUCCAAAUCAGCACUGAGUGUCAUGUCUCUUUAAUGUUACUGUCACCUCUGACUAUUUAAAAAAAAAAGCCUCUCAGUUGACGCUGACGUUAAUUUUCGCGCGCGGUCCAUGUUUCGUUCAGGCUCUUCUGCUGGCACUGGAUUCUGCUAUAGCUGGUUGGAUUUGACAGAAAAUAUCAAAACAAAACUACUCCGCUGCUGGAAAUGAUCUCCACUCGUAUUUGGAAGUUAAAACGCUAUGGGCGUUUCAUCCCUGACUCCAAGGAAACAGGUGUAACACCGUGGAAGGUACUUGAGGCAAAGGACAACAAACCUGAAAUUGUCCUCACAAUUGUGGAAUCUGGACACUUGCUGGUCUUGCAGGGACAAGAAAGCUUGGAUACAAUUCCUUUGCUGUGUGGCUCAGAUUCUAUUAAAGUACACCAGAAAUCUGAUAAUCUGAUGAUUCGAUUUAUUGUGAAGGGUGAGAGCCGCAUGAUAAGGAUGCAGUUUGAUGGAUGCAGCAUGGCAGAGGCUAUAAAUGAGUGCUCAAGUGCUGUGGAAAAACUGAUGGAGUACAUACCUGUCACCACUCAGGAUUACGCCCCACCACAGCCUAAUCAGCCCCCUGCUGCGGUACCUGCACCAGCAGUACAGACUUGUCAGGAAAAAGCUGUGGGAGUUAAACCUGGGGUUGUCCGAGGAACUGUGUCCAUCAAACGUCUUACCCAGCACUGCUUGGGAGAUACUGCUGUGACUCUACCUCGAGUAUAUCAACACAGUUCUUUUGGACAAGGUGACUUAGAGCAUUUCCUGCGUGUUUGUCUGCUGGAUCCCACCUUUUAUGGAUUUGUAGAGAAGGUGGAAGGGGAGCUGAGGAAACUGGUUGAAGAGUAAAGAAUCUUAACAAGAGCUCAAGGCAGAAAGGUCAAGUUUGCGCGCGUGUGUGUGUGUGUGUGUGUGUGUGUGUGCGUGUGUGUGCGCAUGUUUGUGUUUUUUUUUCUUUUUCUUUUACUUGUUCGUGUAGGCAAUGCCUGUUGGUGGAGGAGUGUUUUGUUGCUUUGGUGCCAGUGUUCUUUGAAAUUAUAUUACACAUUAGUUGUUAUGUUACAUGGGCCAAAGAGGAU